GAUUAUUUAAAUAAAAAUAAAAUCAUUAUAAUUUUAAUCCCAAAUAAGUGUUAAUCUAAAUUGCAACAAAACAAUAUUGGAUUAAGUUCUUAAGCUGAUUGUUUUUAAAGGCCAGACAUCGACCAAGAACGACAACGACAACAGUCAGGCGGAGAAAAGAGUAAAUGGAGAAAAAUGAGCCAGGCAUAUUCAACGGUGGCAUUCCCAAUGGCAAUCGAUAAAAACGGAAGAGCUUAAAAUUACAACAGCGCGCGAAGUCAGUGUGUCAAAAGCCUUCAUUGUCAUCGACAAUGCUACUGCUACAGCUCAGCGCUUUUGCUUAAAGCGACAGAUUGGCAGGCAAUACAUAUCCGGACAUUUUUUUCCGACCAAAUCCUACCUUCCUACCUACAGAGCAGGCUGAACGCUGGCUGGCGUUGACUUGACUUGGCUGACUGCUUGUAUAUAUUGACGUUGAUAUAUCCUUUGUUUGAGAAAAAAUACGAAGAAAAACAAGAAAUCUUGCAAUGCCCCAAGACAUAAAAGGCGGCUGCCAUUAAAGUGACUCACUCACGUGCCGGUUAAGACAACGGCUGUAGAGAAAAUUGAAACCAAUUAAACGGAAGAGCUGUUUCGCGCUAGCUCGAUUCCUGGCUGAAAUACCUUCAUCAUUUUGUUUUUGCCAGGGCCACACAUACACAGACGCCAACGCCAAGUUAUUGAUAAAUAUUUUCACACACCUGGCUACUCGAAAGGAAACGGAAAUAUUUACAAAUGAUUUUUACUAAGGUGACACCCACCUAAAGCGCGCUGACUAUCAUCAGUGCAGUGGGUGGACGAAAACAAGAAUUCAGUGAAAAAUUCCAAUAAAGGAAUUGCUGUGCUGCGAAGAAACGUGACUCUAAUGGUCAUGACAAACGAACUCUGGCGUUCUGGUAUAAUGAGAGAAUGAAGAGCAUUAUUGUCUUUAACAUUUAAAUAUUUCAUAUCAACGAAGCUCAGGGCGGCAAUUAUUAACCGAUCUCUUGUUAUUGUUGUUGUUGUUGCCUGACAAACAAUGAAAACCAGCAGGACUGGAAAUGUUUAUAACUUGAGCAAGCGGCAACUCACAGACACAUGGGCCAACUGAAAACACCUUUUGUAAAGGCAUUGCAAAAAGGAAACCAGUCUUGAAAUCAGAGUCCUUUUAUAAAAACGAAAAAAAAGUUACAAAAAAAUAAAACCAAACUGUGAAUUGAUUGAAGACACAAGAAACACUAGCACUGAGAAGGAAGUCCAAAAGACAUGCCAUCACAUUUAAACAUCAACCGUUGAAUGUGAACAGAGGCAACUACUGUGCGCAAAAAGUAGCUUCCGCACUUUCCCGCAUUGGGCAUUUGUCUGUUUCUCAUACUGGCAGAAGUUUUCUUUUGCACUCUUGUAACCCGGAAAAACUUUUCUGCAUUAAUACAUCCCAGCAUCACGUAGAAGAACUUUACAUCUCUUUUUCACGCCGUCUCCUUUGGCGUUGCUUUUUAUCAUCGCUGUGUUCGAGAGUGUCUGUAAGAUCUGUGACAAUUUCUGUUCUGGCACAAUUCAAACGCGGAUGACCUUUUCCGUUAUUGUUGGCAGCAACAAGAAUCGCAAAGCGAAAAGCUACAACCAAACAUACAGUUGUCGUCAUCAACAUUUGCAAGCAACUACAGCUCUCCUAUUAGUGGAGCCAGCCGAGUUUGCGGCUGAAAAAGCCGCUCGACUUCCUCCACCAGCAACACAGCCAACAGCAUCAUCAUCGUCAUCAUCAACACCAGCAACAGCAGCACUGCCAUAGUUCUGUGGUGAAACAGCAUAAACAUCAUCAUUGUCAUCAUAAUCUGCCCUACCAUCACCAUCAUCAUGACACAUUGGCUGUUAAACUUAUUGACGCUGCUUCUGUAUGCGGCUUCCCUGGAGGGUGCUUCCAAACGAUUUUUCACAGAUUUUUUACAAGACUUACCCACACCCGGUACCGGUGGACCAACAUUUGACACAACGGUGCCGUCAAACAUAACAGGUCUAGUGGGUAAAACUGUAAAGCUGACAUGUCGUGUGAAAAAUCUAGGCAACAGAACGGUGUCAUGGGUGCGACAUCGUGACAUUCAUUUGUUGACUGUGGGAAGAUACACCUACACCUCCGAUCAAAGAUUUGAGGCAAUGCAUUCGCCUCAUGCAGAAGAUUGGACACUGCGUAUACGCUAUGCUCAACGUAAAGAUUCUGGGAUAUAUGAAUGUCAGAUAUCAACAACGCCUCCGAUUGGCCAUUCAGUAUAUCUGAAUAUAGUGGAACCUGUCACUGAAGUAAUUGGAGGACCAGAGUUACACAUAAACAAAGGUUCCACAAUAAAUCUAACCUGUAUCGUUAAAUUUGCCCCCGAGCCACCACCCACUGUUAUAUGGUCACACAACCGUCAGGUCAUAAAUUUUGAUUCACCACGUGGCGGUAUAUCAUUAGUUACGGAAAAGGGUGUCCUAACUACAAGUCGUUUACUGGUGCAGAAAGCCAUACAACAGGAUUCUGGACUCUAUACGUGUACGCCCUCCAAUGCAAAUCCUACAUCGGUGAGGGUACACAUUGUUGAUGGUGAACAUCCUGCGGCUAUGCAUCAUGGUGGAGGCUCACAACUAAAAGCCACGCCGUUUACUCUGCUCCUUCUAGCUUCAUUUAUUUUAUUAUGGCUUCAACAACAGCAAAGCAAUUUGCGUCAGCGUAUACGCUGGCGACGACGCAAGGGGACCAUUAAAUGGUGUUUCGACAAAAAUAUCGAAGAAGGACCAUCACUACCACAACAACAAAGACACGGCCAUCAGCCGUCAAAGGAAGCGGAAACGCUGUGGCAUCACCGAGAACAACAGCAAAACUGCGAUUGGGCCAAAGUUUAUGGCAUUGAUACACAAACUCCCUGCAGCUGUGCUGUGGUGUUGUGGCAGCAUAGAACAAAUCUUCAAUUGCCAAAUACAUAACCAUUAAAUGGUUUUUAAAUUACAAAACUCACAAAAAACAAACAGAACUCUCAAACUAAAACCAAUACCCCUAAAACGGAAAAACAAAACAAAACAAAGACAAAGAAGACAUAAAACAAAGCAAAGGCAGAAUAAUUACAACACAGACAGAUGGACAGACAAACAAGCCACACUUCCACACCUAUACAUAAACACACACCGACAAAAACACAAUGCCAUCUAAAGGACAGCCGAAGAGAUUGAAAAGUAAAUUCCAUUUGUAAAAUAUUAAUAUUAAGUUUUUAAAUGUAUUUUUAGUACCUCGAAAAAAAAGAAAACAAAAAAAAAACGAAAAAAUCCUUAAUUGACAGUAAGCCCACAAAUUUAAGACGAAGA
Molecule: messenger RNA, 3333 nt
Organism: Stomoxys calcitrans (stable fly)
Lineage: Eukaryota; Metazoa; Arthropoda; Insecta; Diptera; Muscidae
Gene: dpr8
Exons: 7
Coding region: 1855-2958 (367 amino acids)
Biological process (GO): synapse organization
Cellular component (GO): neuron projection membrane
Source: RefSeq, a predicted model, not a curated record